Molecule: messenger RNA, 1519 nt
Organism: Hyalella azteca
Lineage: Eukaryota; Metazoa; Arthropoda; Malacostraca; Amphipoda; Hyalellidae
Gene: mRpS2
Product: 28S ribosomal protein S2, mitochondrial
Exons: 4
Coding region: 496-1476 (326 amino acids)
Biological process (GO): translation
Cellular component (GO): ribosome; mitochondrial small ribosomal subunit
Molecular function (GO): structural constituent of ribosome
Source: RefSeq, a predicted model, not a curated record
UUGUCUGUCCAGACUUUCAUGUCACUCAGGGGGAUGCCUGCUAGGCAUUACGGGUAGCCUUGCAAACCCGGGGCCCCAUGCAAUAUAAAUUGGAACCAACUUCAUUUAUGUGAUGUAAUGGAUUAUAAUUAUUUAGAACCCUUAUUACUUGUUUUCAAAUAACUUGUGAAUUGCAUUGCUUGAAUUUUGCUUGAAAAAAAAAAUCGUAAAUUCUCCUUGAGGAAAAGAGUGCACGGUAAUCUUCCUACUUGCAGUAUAAGUUCAUUUCUAGUAUUAUUUGAUGAUCUGUAAACAAAUAUGAAUGUUUUGGGCCACCCGUAGAAGCUGUGAAGAAAGGUUUAAGAUUCCGAAUGCUCUGUUUGUCUAUUGAUUAUUAUUUCUCCUCCCAGCAUCUGUAUUGGUGGAACAUCAAAGGCUUCAUUUCCGCAUUAAGGCGAUGGAGAAAUAGACUUAAUUUUUAGAAAUAUUAAUUUUACCUAGUUUUAUCGUUAAGUUAUGCCGCUCUUCCGAAUCUUCUUCAACAUGACUUCUAUUGGGCUGAUGCGGCCAGUCACAUCUCACAGCGCCAUGUGUCGGCUGCUUCGUACGUCCUCUGUUCCUCUGUGUUGCCCUGAUACCCUCUUGCAUCGCGUGCCCGCCUCUUGUGUCCAGAAGUGGUCCCCGCGCUGCUGCCUCCGUCGUCUACACGGCGGCACCGUCGCCUCCACCGCCGCUGCCAAAACUGCGCUUGUUACGCCAACCCCCAGCAGCAGCAAUAGCAACGAGAGCACAAGGCCAGGCGCACGUUUCGAUGACGUACACCCUGAUUUUGCUCUCGACUCUGCCACUCGACAACGAUGGCUCUCUGAAUUACGCACAAGCCUGACGCACCCCGACUACUUCAGCGUGACCGACAUGUUCACUGUGGAAGACUUGUUCAAUGCGCGCUUGCACCUGGGCCACAAGGAGGGCAGCCUCAACGACUACAUGAGGCCCUACAUUCUAGGGUCGCGCCUCUCCCACAUCAUCAUUGACCUGGACAAGACGGUGCCCAGACUUCAUAAGGCACUCAAUUUUCUCGCGCAUAUCGCCUUCAGGAACGGAAUAAUUCUAUUUGUGGCACGGCAGCAGCAAUAUCAGUUCAUGGUGGAAGAAAUAGCUGCAGGUUGUAAGGAGUACGCACACACGCGGUGGUGGGCGGGUGGAGUGCUGACCAAUUCGACCAGCCAGUUCGGCUGCAUGGUCAGGUUACCCGACGCUAUCAUAUUGCUCUCCAUACACAACCAUAUUCUUGACAACAACAUCGCCUACUACGACGCGGCACGCAUGCGCAUCCCGACGGUCGGGGUGGUGGACACCAACUGCGACCCCAGGCUCGUAACGUAUCCGGUGCCUGCCAGCGACGACUCCAAGCACAGCGUCGAGUUUCUGGCUAAAUUGUUCGCCGCGGCAAUUAUGAGAGGGAAAGAGAAGAGAAAGAGCAUUCGGGGCGAGUGAUGAUGCAUUUUUUGUACAUUUCUCGAGUAAAAACUUGAAAAUU